AUGGAAAAUUAUUUCAAAGGAAAGAAUGUAGAAGAACAAAUGGAGAGGGACAAAAUACCAAUAAACAGCCUUCCUGUUGAUUUCCUAUGGAUGCAGGUAAAGGGAGGCAGUAAAAUGACAAAUUUACUAUCACAUGCAUCAGGAAUAUUGGAGGAUAAAGCAACUUCCACUGUAGUUUGGAGUGGCGCUGGGGUAGCCAUUUCUAAAGUGAUAUCAUGUGCGGAAAUCUUAAAACGAAAAUUUUCGUUGAAAUAUCAAGUAACAAAGCUGACAUUUAAGAGUGUAGAGGAAUAUUGGGAGCCCAAACUUGAUGGUUUAGAAACAAUUGUUGUGAAGAGGCAGAUUCCUGUAAUCCAUAUUUUACUGUCAUCACAAGAAAUAGAAGACACCCAACAACUAGGAUACCAGACAUUAGAUGGAAACACAUUUUGGGAAACAAACAAGUCUUUUAUCAAGCAGAAUCACGCACAAAAAACUAAGAAACCGUUUAAACAUAAGACAAAUAUUAGUAAAACAAAAAUUACAGAGAAUUAA
Messenger RNA from Pieris macdunnoughi, 534 nucleotides. NCBI's taxonomy places the organism in Eukaryota, Metazoa, Arthropoda, Insecta, Lepidoptera, Pieridae. The record is from the annotation of a GenBank genome assembly.